Molecule: messenger RNA, 1330 nt
Organism: Cucumis melo (muskmelon)
Lineage: Eukaryota; Viridiplantae; Streptophyta; Magnoliopsida; Cucurbitales; Cucurbitaceae
Product: peroxidase 7-like
Exons: 2
Coding region: 57-1094 (345 amino acids)
Biological process (GO): hydrogen peroxide catabolic process; response to oxidative stress
Cellular component (GO): plasmodesma; plant-type cell wall
Molecular function (GO): peroxidase activity; heme binding
Source: RefSeq, a predicted model, not a curated record
AAAUCAACCUUCCAAAUUAUUCAAUCUUCCAUUUCGCUUGAGGGCUUAUUAAUUAUAUGAGGUUCAUGGCUAUGGCUUCUUCUUUUGCUCUCUUCUUCCUCCUUCAUCUCCAUUUCAUUGUGUCGUUACCUGCCACACAACCAGUACUUACCGUUGCCUCAACAAGUCGUGCACCACCUUCGUCUGCGGCCUCUCUAUUGUCGCAUAACUUUUACCAUCGAACAUGCCCGGAUGCCGAGGGCAUCAUUCAUCGAAAAGUGCUAGCUUGGAUCAAUAAGGAUUUCACAUUGGCUCCGGCUCUCAUUCGCUUGCAUUUCCACGAUUGUGCGGUUAGGGGAUGCGAUGGAUCGAUUCUACUAAACUAUCGAAGAAGUGAAAGAAGCGCCUUCGCCAGCAAAACCCUAAGGGGAUUUUCAGUGAUUGACGAUAUCAAGGCUGAGCUCGAGCGAAAAUGCCCUAAAACCGUCUCCUGCUCCGAUAUUCUCACCGCCGCCGCCCGAGACGCCACCAUUCUUGCCGGAGGCCCUUUCUGGGAGGUUCCAUUCGGCCGUAAAGACGGCAAAAUCUCCAUUGCCGCCGAAGCAGAGAAAGUCCCUCAAGGCCAUGAAAACGUCACCACUAUGAUCAAUUACUUCCAGAAUCUAGGGCUCGACGUCCUUGAUUUAGUCGCCCUCUCCGGCGCCCACACCAUCGGCCGAGCCGCCUGCCAUACCUUCCAAGAUAGGCUCUACAAUUUCAAUCGGACAAGAAAACCGGACCCGAUUCUAAAACCUCCAUUUCUGAAUUUACUUCGAAAGCAGUGCAAGAAAGGUAUGGAUUUGGUUCAUCUUGAUGCGACGACUCCGAAAAUGUUUGAUACUGCUUAUUUUACAAAUCUUGAGAAGAAAUUAGGGCUUCUGAUGACGGAUCAAGCUCUGAUUUCGGAUGAGAGAACUUCUUCGUUUGUGAAUUUGAUGGCGAAUCAGCCGUUCCUUUUUGAUAGCCAAUUUUCGGCUUCAAUGGUGAAAUUGGGGAAUGUGGGAGUGCUUACAAGGAAAAAUGAAGGGGAAAUUCGAGUUAAUUGCAAUUUCGUUAAUCCUAGAAGAAGGAAGUAAGGAUUUCCUUUUACAUCUCUCUCCACACACAUAUAAUACGCAUAUAAUGUAUGUUGUUAUUGUUAUUUUAUGUAUGAAAUUUUUAGAGUGUUUUGAGGGGAGGGACUCAUUAUUGGUUUUAUAGUUUAUAUUAUAUUUGAUGAUAUGAAAUAUGAGAGAGUGUGAGAGGUUUUAUUAAAUGAGAUGAUGGUUUAAUACUGUGCUUUAUAUUAAAUGGAAAUAUCAUGUUAUUGGUU